AUGGACAUUGACGACAUCUUGUUGGACUUCGAGAAGUCUGCUGCUCCAAAAAGAAGCUCGAAAAUCGAGCUGGAUCUAUAUAAUCGGUUGGUUACUGCUAUGGUCAACGAGAGAAUGGCUCCGGACGUGUUGCCCUAUGAGCAUUCGUUGUUGCAGCUGGUGCUAUUGAUGCUAUCUCAGCAACAGCAAUAUCUCCUAGACUCACAUGAGUAUGGUGAUCUGAAUAUAGGCAGCGGGAUCGUUUCCUCGGACUUCAAGCUCCAGUUAAUGAUUGUAGAGACAGAGAUCGAGAGGCUAAACUACUUGGUGAGACUGUACUUAAGAGUGCGAUUGGCGAAGUUAGACAAAUUUAACAUUUUCUACAUAAACCAGGUGAACGAUAGCAAGAGUAAUGGUAGGGAUACGAAACCACUUUUAUCGCAAGAAGAGACAGAGUAUAUACAUAAGCACUUCAAGAUCCUUACUCAGCUUUAUAAUUCUUGUUUCUUGAAGAAAAUGCCCCAUUUCUUGACUCUUUUGGAUGACACGAGCGGAGGGCAGCUGAUGGUUGUGGAACCAGAUAUAGAUCAACCAGUUUUCAUAAAAGUGGUCUCUAAAACUCCGAUAACGUUGCUUUUGACACAAGAUGAAGACUUGGAGUUGGAAAGAGACGGGAUUUAUGUGGUCAAAUAUCGCUUAGUGAAGAAAUAUAUAGAGAUAGGUGAUAUUUUAUUGAUAUAG
Molecule: messenger RNA, 720 nt
Organism: Dujonia railenensis
Lineage: Eukaryota; Fungi; Ascomycota; Pichiomycetes; Serinales; Debaryomycetaceae
Source: the annotation of a GenBank genome assembly